Dermacentor silvarum is the source of this 393-nucleotide messenger RNA. RefSeq names its product NBAS subunit of NRZ tethering complex-like. The transcript has 2 exons. Bases 1 to 393 code for a protein of 130 amino acids. NCBI's taxonomy places the organism in Eukaryota, Metazoa, Arthropoda, Arachnida, Ixodida, Ixodidae. The record is from RefSeq and is a predicted model, not a curated record.
AUGCUUUUGGUUUGUGAUAAGACAUCGGGCUUGGAUGCAGCCGAAAGCCUGUUCUUAGCUGCCAUCAAGAAUUGUAACCUCAAUUUAGAAGUUUCGGAAUGCGACUAUGACGAAACUGUGUUGAACAGGAUUUUGCAGCUGAGACUGCUUCCUGAUGUGGUGUCAACGGCACUGUACCAGCCUGUCGUAGACCACCUGAUUGCUAAUCAAGGCUCUGCAGAGAAGCACUUCAGCAUCGACGAAGCCACAAGGAGCCUUACCAAUGCUAAUAUGCUGGCAGAAGCUGGCACACUAUUGCUACAGUCGUCACGCACACACCCCGCUGUGUGCACCUUCAAUGCAGCCGUGAAUGCUGCGAGGCGGUGGCUUCGAGGGACGACCAGUGAACCCUAG